This is a messenger RNA of Zea mays, 2156 nucleotides long. RefSeq lists its product as uncharacterized. The transcript is spliced from 11 exons. NCBI's taxonomy places the organism in Eukaryota, Viridiplantae, Streptophyta, Magnoliopsida, Poales, Poaceae. The coding region runs from base 356 to 1330 and encodes 324 amino acids. The record is from RefSeq and is a predicted model, not a curated record.
CGGAGAAGCAAACUGAAAACAGCACCCGCUCAUGCGUUCGCGCUGCACACCUGUUUGCUGUUUUUCUUCUCCCGUUCACCUCGCGUGCGCGACAACUAGGGCGACCGCCGACGCUCUACGUCCAGCUGCCCAUGUCUUCGUCGGGCUCUUUGCCGGCGACAGGAACCCACAACACCAGUUCCCGGAGCUCUGGUCUUUUGCCUCGGUCAAAGAGAUUAACAUCCAUCAAACUCGAUUAGCUUCCCCAAAUGAAAUGUUUCAUACCCCCUUCUGCUGAAGCGUUCGAGCAACUUCUUCAACUUCAAGACACCCUUGGUCAACACCAUUUCAUGUAAUUCAUAUUUUGGGAAACUUCAUGAGGAUUUGGUCUGUUUACUCCUUGUAUAGCUCCUUAUCCAACAGUGGAGAUUCAAUAGUUGGCUUUAUCUUCAGUUGUCUUGUACCCAGUUCAAUCAUAUUCUUGGUCUUACAGAAACCUUGGAGAGGCCGGCCUUUGCCCAACUCACAGGUUGUUCCUACAGUUGUCAAUGGAGGAAUCAUGGCAUUCUACUUUGUCUUAUGGGGUAAAGGACUUCUUGCUUGUGGCCCACUAGUUGCUCUACUGGCAGAGUAUGCAGGUGCUGUUCUUGGAGUUCUCUCUGCUGCUUUAUAUGGAAGGAAAGUUAACAUCUGGAAAAAGAUUGGUGGACUUGCUGCUAUGUUAGUAGCAUAUUAUCUAUUGUCAAUUGGAUGGUCUACAAGAACACAUUCUCCUUUAUAUAGCUUUGGAAGUGAACCAAUUGAGAAGGCAAGACAAACAUUUGGAGUGAAAGAAAUGGUGGUGCCAAUUACCGCUGGGAUCUUAUCUGCUCUGAGGAGAGUAUUAGCUCGGCGUGUCUCUCUCAAGAAUCAACUUAAAAGGCGGCUCCAUGCUAUAACUAUUGCUUCUGCUACUUGUUUUCUUUUUCCGUUUGCCAUGUGGGAUACAAUCCUAGGCUCAGCGUCCGACAGCAUAGUUAAAUUUCAGCUACCAAAUUGGGCAUACUUGAGUACUGUUUUGUUCGGAAUGGUGCUUAUAUUCUAUGUCGACAAUGUUACUGAAGAAAAGUUGCAUCUGGUCUUCUCUUCUCCAAGGCACUUAAUGGUUUCAACAGGGUGCAUCAUCGUGUUGGAGAUAGUGUACCAAAUGGAUUUCUCCCUUUUUGGAUUUCUGGUCUGUUCUGUUAUUUUGGGAUUAGGUAUUUUUGAAACAACCUCCUUGGAACGCUCAAAGAAAAGCCCUUUGGAGACCCAUGAACUAUCGAAUGGGGUGUUCCACAAUCAAUUGCCAAUUACAGAACUUCCAAGCUGAAGAAUAUAUGACCUGGGUGAGUGAGAUGCAUUGAAAAAAAUUUGUGUUUGCUUAAGUAUGAUUUUUGAAUGAUUUAUCUGUUAGGUCGAGAUUGUGGUGCAAGUUAAUAUUAGAUAGCAUGUUUCAAUGGUGGACUGUUACGGUUUGAGCAUUAGUAUCGAUUGCGGAAGAAUUUCUUCCUGACAUGUUUAUAUAGCCCCUCAACCAAUAGACUUUAAGCCCCUUUUCCCUAUUCUUGUACCCCAGCUGCCACAUGGUGAAUGGCCGCGGUUGCACACCUCAAAAUCAGUGGCUCGAUUCUUUGUGCGAAGGUUUAGAACCACAGACAGAAAGCACGGAUAUUUUUGACCUGCAAAUUUGUCUUUGUGAUCUUCCAUUCUUGUUGGCCACCUGCAUCCUGUACAUGCCAACUACUCCCAGCCCCAGUAGAUGUGUAUCGGUAUCCCCCUUGGAGAUAUUGCAAUUGUCACAGCAUCCUGUCUCCCGACUUGGGUAGUUGCGAAAUUUUGCUUUUCUCGCUUGGAGACGCAGAUGGUUAAAAGGCGGCUGUUUUGACUGCUGUAGCUGUGGUGCAAUCCACAGGAAUAAAAUAUUGUAGAAGUAGUAGAAGCCGGUAUGGAUUAAAGUUGUGACCGAAGUGCAUUGAUACAUGUAAGUAUGUGACCCGUCCAUGAUAUGAUUAACAUGCCGACUUUAUCUUUGACCUGUCCGUGACUGCAAUCAGCGAGUCUCCUGCAUGCUCGACAGAAUGCACAUGUAGGCAUACCAUUAUGGGAAAUGGUUUGAACCCCUUGAUUAAUAAUAAGGUGUUUGAUUUGAGGAGUGA